AUGAAGACGUCAAUCUUUGCCAGUGUUGUAUUCCUUGUUUCCUUUGCUGCCGCUCAGCAAGGCUCUCCUGUUGGUUAUGCUUCUCAGAACGGUGGCACUACGGGUGGAAAAGGCGGUACCACGACGACUGUAGCGUCCUUGGCUGAAUUCACUGCUGCCGUCGGCAAGAAGACAGACACGACAGCCAAGGUCAUCUACAUCAAGGGCGCAAUCACUGGCCCCGCAAAAGUCAACAUCGGCUCCAACAAGUCCAUCCUCGGCACCGACUCCAGCGCCUCCCUCACCAACGUAGGUCUAUACGUCGACAAGUCCAAGAACGUCGUCAUCCAGAACCUCAAGAUCUCAAAGGUCCUGGCUACCAAUGGCGACGCCAUCGGCAUCCAGGCAUCGACCAACGUCUGGGUUGACCACGUCGAUGUAUCGUCUGAUAUUGAUCACGGUAAGGAUUACUACGAUGGCCUCAUCGACGUCACGCAUGCUUCGGACUGGGUUACCAUUUCUAACAGCUAUAUCCACGACCACUACAAGGCGUCUCUCGUCGGCCAUUCCGACAGCAACGGCGCGGAAGAUACAGGCCAUCUGCACGUAACCUACGCCAACAACUACUGGAACAAUAUCAGUUCGCGCACCCCGUCUAUCCGCUUCGGAACCGGCCACAUUGUCAAUAGUUACUACAACGGUGUCUUCACCAACGGCAUCAAUACCCGCCAAGGCGCCCAGGUACUGGUUGAAAGCACCGUGUUUGAGAACACGACCGAGGAUAUUGGCUGGUAUGAUGGGAAAGUGACGGGCUACGCGAUUGCCAAUGAUGUUAGUCUUGGGUCGGGAACGAAUACUGCGCCCAAGGGUACUUUGACCUCGGUUCCAUAUACGUAUACUAAGCUUGGGAGUGCGAAUGUCAAGGCGUCGGUGCAGGCGAAUGCGGGUAAUAAACUCACUUUCUAG
Alternaria alternata is the source of this 945-nucleotide messenger RNA. RefSeq names its product pectin lyase-like protein. The record is from RefSeq and is a predicted model, not a curated record. Bases 1 to 945 code for a protein of 314 amino acids. The transcript has 2 exons. Gene Ontology annotation, molecular function: pectate lyase activity. NCBI's taxonomy places the organism in Eukaryota, Fungi, Ascomycota, Dothideomycetes, Pleosporales, Pleosporaceae.